Molecule: messenger RNA, 462 nt
Organism: Chaetomium fimeti
Lineage: Eukaryota; Fungi; Ascomycota; Sordariomycetes; Sordariales; Chaetomiaceae
Exons: 1
Source: RefSeq, a predicted model, not a curated record
GGGGGGGGGGGGUGCAUGGGUGCGUGGUCUGCUGUGCUGGGGGGGCAUGCAGAGGUAUAUAUGUAUGGUGGAUGGGGUAGGAUGGGGAUGUUGGGUUGCUGUUGUUAGGGGCGUGUGUGGCGGCGGUGGUGGUGGUAGUGGAAGACUACCUACCUACCUUGCCUACCUACCACCUGUCUUGUGGGUUUGUAUGUAUGUGGCCUUCAGGGCUGGGAUUGGGACGUGUGUGGUUGCUUGGUUGGCAUUCGGGUCAGCACCGCCCGUUGUUCAACCACGGGCGCGAGCCCCCCCCCUUCGUUAUUAUUCUUUUAUGUCGCUUCUCUUUGUCGGUAACAUGGAUGCCAGAGGACGUUUCGUGGCCAGGGGUUGGUGGCAUGUUCGCAAAUUGGACAAUACUAGUUAGUAGCUUGAAUGACUCGGAUGACAGGUGACUGAAUUCAAAUACUUGCUCAAAUUCUCAAA